Molecule: messenger RNA, 2630 nt
Organism: Clupea harengus (Atlantic herring)
Lineage: Eukaryota; Metazoa; Chordata; Actinopteri; Clupeiformes; Clupeidae
Gene: mbd1a
Product: methyl-CpG binding domain protein 1a
Exons: 4
Coding region: 207-908 (233 amino acids)
Biological process (GO): negative regulation of transcription by RNA polymerase II; DNA methylation-dependent constitutive heterochromatin formation
Cellular component (GO): nucleus
Molecular function (GO): zinc ion binding; methyl-CpG binding
Source: RefSeq, a predicted model, not a curated record
UUACUAUUUCUAUACUACUCCAUACUAUUUUACUUGGACAGAAAGGCGGUACCAGAUCGGUACAAUAAACAAAUUAACCUGGUUCUGUGGAUGUGGGUGUAGUGGGCAAUUUGCAUUUUUUUUCAGUCUGUGCAUCUCUUGUUUUCCUGUCUCAGAAUGAUGACACCACCAAUGACUACAUCAGUGGUGCAGUCAACACUGAGGAGAUGUCCACACAUACCUUGCCCAUAGUCUUUCAGAACGGAAACCUACAGGUGAACAGCAUCUACCAGCAAACCACACAGGGGCCUGUGAUUGUGUACAGUUUGGCUGGUCCAGCAGGAGGCGCUGUGGGGCUUGGUGAGGAUGUGCAGAUAGUGAGGGUGAACAUGGGUGCACCGGUCGGGGAGGAUCCACUGGACUUCCCACCUAUUAUGUCUGAGAUCUUCAGUCUCGCUGACGGCUCCGAGCCUCUGGAGGGCUCUGGCGAGCUGGAGCUCCAGCACCUGCUCGGCACCCUGCGCCGCACCGUCCUGCCGGCCCACUGGAUGGCGGUACUGGCCAAGGGCCCUGCUCUGCAGCUGCUGCAGUGCUCCCGGCGCUCGCCCAUGGCCGACGCGCUGCUCCAGAUUGAGCCGGGCCUCUGCUACGGGCUGAGCGUGCAGGGCCAGCCGCUGCCGCCGGCGCACCCGGUCUAUGAGCGCCACCCGCCACACCUCACCUCCGUCAGCCUGGUGGUCGAGCUGCUGCUGGACCUAGAGGGCAUGGCUGUGUGCCAGGGCUAUCCGUGGGGGUCGGCGCUGGCGGUGAGGCCGCGCACCAACGAGGCCGUGCUCUGCGUGAGGGACGCCUUCUGCCAGCUGCUGGUGGAUCCCGUGGAGGAGGGGGAGCGGUGCCACAGGUGCCACCCGCCCUCGUCAGACGUAUGAGGAGGAGAAGUGGGGUGGGCCCGGCACGAGACGGACUAGUAGUUUCUAGUAGUUCAGGGACACGGCAGGCCUGUGGGGGCCUAUGAGAGUUUGGGGUGUCUCUAUCGCCAUCCUGAAAUCUGGUUCAAAUGAAUGAUGCUUGUUGUAAUGAAGAAACAGUAGGCGAACGCCUCUGGGAAGAACUCACACCCAGCGACGGGAAAACCUCUGUAGAAAUGUCUCUGUACAGGCACAGAUGUGCCCCUGUGCCUUUCCUCUGCCCGUCUCCUGUUCCAUUAGUGAAGGGUUUGACGCCAGAUGCAGUUGAGAUGGCACACUUUUCAUGCUCCUUCCUUUUCCAUUCCGACACUUCCCCGCCAGCACUGAGGAUGUUCAGGGAAAAUGCGGUGAGCAUAUGGGAUCAGUCCUGGGGGAGACCGGCGUGCUUCCUGGCCUUGCUGAUGCAGGUCCGUAAGCACAGCGAUGCAACAGGGACAGGAGCUGUGUACAGCAUCUUUGGUGUUCCCUUUUGCGCCAGCUCUCUAUAGAGCCAAGAGAGAGGCCUAUAGAGAGUUUGGCACUUUGUGUUUCCACACUGAAAUGGGAUCCAUUGUGGUGCUUGCUGUUGUAACAAGUGGUUAUAAUGGUAUAGUUAAUGACUCACAGAUCACUUCUGAAGUUCCCCAGUGUGCUUUGGUGCAGGGACAUCUGCGCCUCAGUGCUGCUUUGGGUUUUACUCAGUGCAGCAGUUGAAGAGUUCAACUACCUCUCCAGGUGCUAGACCAACAGUAUGUUCUGCAGAAUUCGGUUUUAAGUAUUGUUUCUCCUCACAUAUUGACAAAGUGCAGCUUUAACAGUUUACAUUUCUCUCUCUCUCUCUCUUUAUAUAUAUAUAUAUAUAUAUAUAUAUAUAUGAUAAUACAUAUAUUUAAUAUCUUGCCAUUUUAUCACAUGCAUUUGGCAUUUGGGCAACAGGACAAUUUGGUAAUUUGUACCAUUUUGAGUUGUCCUGGAAGAGAUAUAUUUUCCCUGUUUUAUUUGUUUUGGUUUGUUAUAUAUACAAAGAAUGAUCUAGUGUCACAAGUACCUAAUUUUCCUUGCUUAUAUUCUCUCAGGGGAUGGAACAAUAAUUCAAUCCUGGGGGAAUAAAUAGCCAAAUAAUAUACUUUGUAAUAUUAAUAUUGUUAAAAGUAUUUUGCUUUCGAGUUGUUGGAAGUUGAUCUGUUCUGACGUCAACAUUGAGUAAAAUUAUUCAGCUUUCUGUUGCAUUGACUAAUAUUUCAAAGUGUUUUUUUUUUUUUUUUUUUUUUUAAGUGGGGCCAAAUCAUUGAUGACAGUGAUGCCUACACUUUUCAACAAACAAAACCAAAAUAUGUCCAUCUUUGUAAAUCGUUGAUGUCCGUUUGCUCUGUAAGCGCGUGAGAAAUAUUUGCACACUGGAAUUGUACUGCAAACAGUUUUCCCUUCUUGUCAAGUGCCUCUGUUGAAAGAAUUUCCCCCUAACUUUUGCUUUAGGAUGUCAUACUACAUUAUUUUAUGUUACCACAUUCAGAAUCUGAAUGAGUAGGUUACAGUUGGAUUGUGUCACUUGAAAUAGAAUUGUGCUCUGUAAAAUACAACAUUUGGAGAAUUAAUGUUGAUAACCGUUAAAAAAUUCUGUUUCUGUUGAAACAAGCUCUUGCACUACUGACAUUGUUUUUCACAGAUAGCACACAUUGUAUUAAAAUAACCCUGUUUCUUAAA